AUGAGUUCCCAACAGCUCAUAGCUAACGAGUUGUUGGCGUUCAUUGAAAACGCCAUAGAUACAAUGGACGAGAUUAGCAUCCUGCAGAUCUGCAAUUUUAAAGAAGACGAGGUUUGCAGUGGCAAGGCGUUAAUCUUCCGGUCCGUCGGCAAGACCGAUCAGAUGCCAUCUCGCCGGAGGGAUGGCACAGCGAAGAGUCUGCAAAACAUCGUCACACUGCUAAAAGAAUUGGAUCCAGAUGACGUGCCUACAUUCGUGUCGAAGGAGUUACACAAGCUCCCUCCCGUCACGCUCGACCACGUCGAUGUCACCAGGUUGCUCAAGGACAUCAACUUCCUGAAAACAAAUCUGGCCGAUGUAGUGAACAAGUUGGAGGAAUCAAACAACACCACCGUCGUCAUCGGGCGCGAGGCCCCUCGCCCCGCCCCCUUCCCCUUCCGCCACACCGGAGACGUCACGCAACUGCACGUUAACACUAAAACCCGCUUACGCAGCUGCGGCCGCCAGCCGACCCGUCGUAUGACGCAACCUGAGCGGAAAUCCACUCAUCCAAAGAAGAAGGGUAGCCAAGACAUCUCUUGUGCAACUCCGACGGAAACACGUAACCGUAAUUGUGACGAUGAGGGUUUCAUCACGGUGGAGAGGAAGAAGAGGAAGCCCACUCGUCGCAAUCUGUGCGGUGUCGCCCCGAUCGGACCGAAUAACCUGCUGCGUCCAGCGGUACCUGUGACGCUCCUGUAUGUAUCCGGCUUGCAUUACACCACGAAGGCGGAGGGGAUUACUUGCGUACCAAGACCAAUUUCUCCCUGA
Messenger RNA from Chilo suppressalis (striped riceborer), 810 nucleotides. The record is from the annotation of a GenBank genome assembly. Lineage: Eukaryota; Metazoa; Arthropoda; Insecta; Lepidoptera; Crambidae.